AUAUCAGAUGAUAUUCCCCUUUUUUUGUGAACAAAUGUGCAAUGGACUUUCCGAACAGUGAAUGGCAGUCAUACCCAACAAAGCGUCUAGCCGGCCGGAAAACCACACGAAGAAGUAGUAAACGGAAGUGAACAGUGAUCAAGAACAAUUUCCACGUUAGCAGUUUUUUGUUAUUUAUACAUUUAUUAACACCCUGGAACUCAAAAUAUGAUUAAUUUAACUGCACAGCAUUACUUAUGUAUCCCUGGCAGUGUUUAAUUCGCGUUGAAGACAGUACUUGGUUUAUAUAGUUAAUGAUAGUUAGCUGCUAACGUUAGCUAACAAUGGCUACCUGUAACUCAAACGUUAUGAUUUUUCACACUCAAAUAGCCUCCAUUAUGGAGGUGCUAGCGAAUGCGGCCGUUGCAGAGAUCUGUAAACUCGUAGACGACGACUAUGCAGUGUUUCGUUUGGAAAUUACUCAAAGCCAGAAAGAAAACAGGGCAUUGCGGAGGAAACUACAGCUAAUUGAACUGAAGGUGACACGGGAGCGCGCUGAGAGGACAACGCGAGAGCGCGUCCUCGCCAGUCGCCCCAGUAGUGUUAAGAUCCCCGACCGAUACAGAGGAAUAACAAGAGGUGAAGGACAUCUCACUGGAGGCCACAGGAGCUUUGUGAAGCCUGCAGGACACAGAACAUGGAGAGAUGACCAACCAAUAACUAUUGAUGAGGGGAGUGGAACCUCAACCCAGCGCGUUAUCGUGAUAGAGUCUGCAGAUGCAGAGGAGGCAGGUCUUGGAGGAUCGUCUCUGGUCAAACAGGAGAGGACUGAAGGAGAGGAGGACCCACGACACAGCAUAGACAUCCAGAUUGGAGCGGUGGGAGUGGCGCCCCCUGUAGCCACGGAGGACUUCGCCUCCGCGCCCCAUCCUAGGGCCCAAUGCAGCAUCACGGAGGAGGAGGAGAGUCCAGAAGUGCUGCUGGUGAAGGAGGAGGGUCUGGGGAACCCUGAGGAGACCAUGGUCAUGGAUGACAACCAGACUACACCUUCUCCUGAACCCACAGAGGAACCAGCUGAGCAGCACAGGACCACACACAGUCUCACUGAGUCAGUAGACAUGGAGGAUGGGAAGCCUGAUCUGCUGCUGGUCAAAGAGGAGACAAUAGAAGAUGGACCAGAGAGCAUUGAUCUGCUGAGUGGACUAAAGAUGGGGGAGCAAGGUGAUUGGCUGGAGGCUAACAGAGGGGACUGGGCAGCCCUUUUGAAUUCCCAGGCCCAGACUGGUGCAGCCAAGGGCCCAGGGGACAACAUCACUGAGCAGGGCAGAACCAGAGGCGACAUGGUGGAGGUCAGUGGAUGGGACAGCGUCUUCAACUCUGGACUUGGGAACAACACUGUUAACCACAACCAGAAACAGACAUUCGAACACAAAGCAACAGCUGAACUUAGUCUCUAUGACGACAGACUGUCUGAGACCAGGGAGAGGGGUAGAUUUGGUCUGCAAGGACGGGGGCGUGUCCCUAUGCAGCGGGAGAGAACAGACACAGACUCGGCUAGUGAUGCUCCGUCCUGCUCCUAUAGUUGUGAUUCAGAGCGACUGAUGACGCCUCAGAUAAACCCCCUAAAAGGUGCAGCCUUCAGCCUGCCUUCUAUAGGAUCUAUCAACUGGAAUAUGGACCCUGUGACAACACAGACCCUCCCUGGCCUUCAUCCUCCUCACACUCUACUUAUGUUAAACCAGACCUCAGACAAUGCCAGUGCCUCAACACUAAAUGGCUACACAUGCCCAUUGACAAAUGACAGUAGUGGUGACGCUAUCAUCAGAUCCGGUGGCAAAGAGAAGCGCUUCCCAUGUUCAUUCUGUGGGAAAGCCUUCAAUUUCCGCAAACAGCUGGAGAUCCACCAGAGGAUGCACACAGGGGAGAAACCAUUCGGUUGUCACAUAUGCCGAGCCAGUUUCUCCCACUCGUUCACCCUGAAGAGGCACCAGAGGGUCCACACAGGGGAGAAACCCUACACCUGCCCCCACUGUGAGAAGAGGUUCUCCCACCAGCACCAUCUGAAGAGGCAUUUGAAGGUCCAUACGGGAGAGAGGCCGUUCGCCUGCACUAACUGUGGGAAGAGGUUCUCAGACAGGAGCUACCUCAGGAUACACCAGCAGAAAAACCAUUCCCAUCUAUAACUAUUCCACUCGAUAGCUUCUGAUGUUUAGAUCAGACCAUGCAUUAAAGAAAAAUAUGCAUUUUUUGUUGUCAGCAGAAAAGAUCCACAAAUGCAUUUGGAAUAAGAGUAAUAGAUUUCAGAUUUUCAUCUAGAUUUGUACAGUGCCUUCAGAAAGUAUUCACACCCCUUGACUUUUUACACAUUUUGUUAUGUUACAAAGUGGGAUUAAAAUGGAUUUAAUUGUACUUUUUAUGUUAAUAAUCUACACAAAAUACUCUUUAAUGUCAAAGUGUAAGAAGAAUUCUAACAUUUGUAAAACAUUUAUGAAAAAUCAAACACUAAUAUACUGUAUCCUGAUUAGUAUUCAUACAGUGCAUUCGGAAAGUAUUCAGACCCCUUGACUUUUUCCACAUUUUGUUACGUUAUAAUCUUAUUCUAAAAUGGAUUCAAUCAUUUUUUCCCCUCAAUCUACACACAAUACUCCAUAACGACAAUGCAAAAAGUUUUUUCGAAAUUUUAGCACAUUUUAUAAAACAUUUCUUUCCUGAAAUAUCACAUUUACAAAAGUAUUCAGACCCUUUACUCAGUACUUUGUUGAAGCACCUUUUGCAGCGAUUACAUCCUCGGGUCUUCUUGGGUAUGACACUACACGCUUGGCACACCUGUAUUUGGAGAGUUUCUCCCAUUCUUCGCUGUAGAUCAUCUCAAGCCUUGUCAGGUUGGUUGGGGAGCGUCACUGCACAGCUAUUUUCAGGUCUCUCCAGAGAUUUUCGAUGGGGUUCAAGUCCGGGCUCUGGCUGGAACACUCAAGGACAUUCAGAGACUUGUCCCGAAGACACUCCUGCGUUGUCUUGGCUGUGUGCUUAGGGUCAUUGUCCUGUUGGAAGGUGAACCUUUGCCUCAGUUGUAGGUCCUGAGCGCUCUGGAACAGGUUUUCAUCAAGGUUCUCUCUGUACUUUGCUCCGUACAUCUUUCCCUCGAUUCUGACUAGUCUCCCAGUCCCUGCUCGCUGAAAAACAUCCCCACAGUAUGAUGCUGCCACCACCAUGGUUCACUGUAGGGAUGGCGGCAGGUUUCCUCCAGACAUGACGCUUGGCAUUCAGGCCAAAUAGUUCAAUCUUGGUUUCAUCAGACCAGAGAAUCUUAUUUCUCAUGGUCUGAGAGUCCUCCAGGUGCCUUUUGGCAAACUCCAAGCGGGCUUUCAUUAGGGCAGUGGCGGGCACCAAUUUUUGUCAACCGGUGAUUGUCAAGCAAAUAACUGUCUGUUGUCAUGGAAAAUUGCAAGAUUAUGUUAUAGUGCUUGUAAGAUUAUAUUAUAAUCUUUCUAUUGCAUUUGAAUGGUUGUUUUAUUCAACAGAAUAGAAUCUGUCGACUAUUGUGUGUGUGUGUUCCACUGAGGAUGGGCCUCUGAGACAGUACUGACAGAGGAGAUUUACGAUGUCUUUGGCCAAUAAAGCCUAAAGAGCCUUCCAGAUAGUGAGGUAAUGUUUUUGUACUAUGAACGAGAUUAGAACCUCAUCUUAGAGACCAAACUGAACGAUAAUUUAUAGCGAAUGCUAUCUGGCUAUGGGAUACUCCUCUCUCAAGUAAAAGGCCCUUUGUGAAGAGUUCCUAAGAUCUGUGGUUCGUCAUGUAAGUUGAGAGGGGUGUAUCUUGGCUAUAAAAGAUCUUUGUAUUCUACUGUAGGGACUCUCUGUCACGGUCUGACCUUUGUUUUCCUUUGUUUUGUCUUAAGUUAGUAUGGUCAGGGUGGGCAGUCUAUGUUAUGUGUUUCUAUGUUUAGGUUUGUCAAUUGGCCUGAUAUGGUUCUUUUGCAGUGUUUUGCAUUGUCUCUGAUUGGGAACCAUAUUUAGGUUGCCUGUUUUCACUGUUGGUUUGUGGGUGUUUGUUUCCUGUGUCUGUGUUCAUGCCACACGGGACUGUUUCGGUUAGGUUAUUUUAUAUUUUUUGUCGUGUUCAGUGGAUUAUAUUAAAACAUGGACACUUACCACUCUGCGUCUUGGUCCGAUCCCUGCUACACCUCUUCAGACGAAGAGGAGGAAAUCAUCCGUUACACUCUCAGAAUUCAUUACAGACACUGAAUUGAUCUGAGAGUCAAAAGGCUAUUGUAAAGCUCACAUUAUUAAAGAUAAAGUUUAAGUAUAA
Molecule: messenger RNA, 4288 nt
Organism: Salvelinus fontinalis (brook trout)
Lineage: Eukaryota; Metazoa; Chordata; Actinopteri; Salmoniformes; Salmonidae
Exons: 6
Coding region: 324-2162 (612 amino acids)
Cellular component (GO): nucleus
Source: RefSeq, a predicted model, not a curated record